Molecule: messenger RNA, 1377 nt
Organism: Aspergillus clavatus NRRL 1
Lineage: Eukaryota; Fungi; Ascomycota; Eurotiomycetes; Eurotiales; Aspergillaceae
Gene: gel6
Product: putative 1,3-beta-glucanosyltransferase
Exons: 3
Coding region: 1-1377 (458 amino acids)
Biological process (GO): fungal-type cell wall (1->3)-beta-D-glucan biosynthetic process
Cellular component (GO): cytoplasm; fungal-type cell wall
Molecular function (GO): 1,3-beta-glucanosyltransferase activity
Source: RefSeq, a predicted model, not a curated record
AUGCGCUAUUCUUCGCUCUCCUUGCCUGCAUUCUCACUGCUGCUGCUGCUACCUACAGCAGUCAGUGCCAUCCAGACCCUCUCAGCGGUUGGCUCAAAGUUCUUCUACGAAAAUGGCACCCAGUACUUCAUGAAAGGCAUUGCUUACCAGCUCGUUCCUGACGACCCUCUGAUCGAUACGGAACAAUGCGAGCGCGAUAUCUCCCUCAUGGCACAACUGGGCACGAACGCAAUCCGUGUCUAUCAUGUUGAUCCCAGUGCAAAUCACGAUGGAUGCAUGACUGCUCUUGCCGCAGCUGGCAUCUAUCUGUUUGUUGAUCUGGACACUUUCGAAACCCAGAUUGAACAGAAUGAUCCCCACUGGAAUCAAACCCAGUUUGAUCGCUUCAAGGAAGUUUUGGAUGAGUUUCAAAAGUACGAGAACACCGCCGGGGUGUUUGUCGGAAAUGAAAUCCUCACCACCAAAGGCGGCUCAGCGGCUGCCCCUUACCUUCUGGCUGCAGCUCGGGACAUCAAAAGCUACCGCGACGAGAAGAACUACCGGAACAUCCCCGUCGGAUAUUCUGCAGCUGACAUCGCUGAAUUGCGUCCCAUGCUGCAGAACUAUCUGGCCUGUGCAGAGGACCCGGAUGAGCGUCUAGACUUCUAUGCCCUGAACGCCUACGAGUGGUGUGGAGUCUCCUCGUAUGCUCAGUCGGGCUACAGAGAACUUCAGAAGAAUGCAACUGGCUACCCCAUCCCCAUCUUCUUCUCUGAAACGGGCUGUAACGCCGCUCCUCCACGGACCUUUGAGGACCAAGCUGCGAUUUUUGGUGACUAUAUGUCAGAUACGUGGUCCGGCUCCAUGGUCUACGAGUGGAUUCAAGAAGUCAACCACUACGGCUUGAUCACAUAUGGCCCUCCCGCCCCAGGAGUCAAUACGCCAGACAAGCUUGUCUAUGAUGGUUUCACCCGCAAAGGUGUCCCAACGCCCGUGGCUCCCGAUUUCCACAAUCUCAAGUCCCAAUGGGCCACCCUGUCUCCCACUGGUGUCGCACUCUCUGAUUACAUUGAGACCACUUCCACCAUCACACCCCCCGCCUGUCCUGCCUACACCGCAGGUGCAUGGGAAGUCGGUCCCAACUCCCCUCUCCCCACUUUGGGUCAGACACACCACAAGGCCGGCACGAAAGUUCACGUUACCAGUGUGAGCGGCCCUAACACCUGGACAGUCUCCAAUGCUAGGGUCACCAUGUCAUCCCCCUCGCCCUCUGUUCGCUUGGCCACAAGCAGUGCCGCGAGAUCGCUUGCUGCCCCACGGCUGGAUGGUUCGGGUUACCUCGCGGGUGCAUCCAAGUUCAUCUGCCUGCUGGUGGGACUGGUGGCGGCCUGGCUAUGA